AUGUUUGUUCAUUAUCCUCUUUUUUUUACUGAUGAAGAAAUUAUCAGAGCAGUGGAGCCAAAUCCUGAGGUUGACGAUUCUGAUGAAAAGGAAGAAGUGGAAAUGAUGAUUAUUUCUGAUAAAGAGGCAUUAAAUAGUUUAGAAAAAAUCUAUUUUUUUCAUGAAGGAAUUUGUUCAACAAAUUUACUUGUUCCUGUUAUAUUAGCAGAAUCUAACGGUAAUGAUAAUCUACUGACAACAUUUCUUAUAGAAUUUAUUAUACUUGAGGCUCUUGAAGAACUUAGAGAUAGAGAUCUAUUACUAGUUUGUCUUUCAUGUGAAUUACCAGUUUCUUUUUGUUGUCUCUCUUCAAGUGAAUCAGUAUCUGGUAAUUCGAAUUUUUGCAUACAUUUUGAUCUACGCCUUGCCACAAUUAAAAUAAUUAUACUUGCUGCUAUAGCAGCUGCAAUUACGCCGCCUAUUAUUGGCCCUAAUAUUUUACUAUUUAAAGGGUCAUUUUCAUAUUUUGUCGUCGAUGUGGUUUCUGUUUCUUUGGUUGGACCACCAUCACUAGUGCCAUUACCAGAUUCAUCUGUGGUGGUUGUAGCCGUAGGCACGUAUGUCGUGAACAUUGUUGAUGAAGCAUUAGGAUCAGAUGGUGGUAGUGGCGGCCCUGGAUUCUUUGGAUUAUUCGGAUCCGGUGGAUUGUUUGGAUUAUUUGGAUCCGGUGGAUUUGGAUUAUUUGGAUUUGGUGGAUUUGGAUUAUUUGGAUUUGGUGGAUUUGGAUUAUUUGGAUUCGGUGGAUUUGGAUUAUUUGGAUUCGGUGGAUUUGGAUUAUUUGGAUUCG
This is a messenger RNA of Entrophospora candida, 826 nucleotides long. The record is from the annotation of a GenBank genome assembly. NCBI's taxonomy places the organism in Eukaryota, Fungi, Glomeromycota, Glomeromycetes, Entrophosporales, Entrophosporaceae.